Messenger RNA from Onychostoma macrolepis, 1668 nucleotides. It is a transcript of the gene nfu1, whose product is annotated as NFU1 iron-sulfur cluster scaffold homolog (S. cerevisiae). The transcript is spliced from 8 exons. Lineage: Eukaryota; Metazoa; Chordata; Actinopteri; Cypriniformes; Cyprinidae. Gene Ontology annotation, cellular component: mitochondrion. The record is from RefSeq and is a predicted model, not a curated record. The coding region runs from base 67 to 825 and encodes 252 amino acids. Gene Ontology annotation, biological process: iron-sulfur cluster assembly. Gene Ontology annotation, molecular function: iron-sulfur cluster binding; iron ion binding.
UAACUGACUUCCGCCCCGCAUAAGAUCCAGGAAGUGACGUCUCAGCGUCUUCAUGCCCUCACAAGCAUGGCGGCGUACAGGAGCAUCGGGGUUGGAAGGAAUUUAUCUGCGCUUUUAACGAGAUCGUAUCCUGUGUGCAGUUAUCAUGGAACAGGGCUCACCAGACCACCCCUUCACAAAGUGGCCAGAAGUCCCAUUCCACAACAAACAAGCACUACGUUUAUCAGAAACAUGUUUAUUCAGACCCAUGACACUCCGAACCCAAACAGCCUGAAGUUUCUUCCUGGUCGUGUGGUGCUGGAGUCAGGGACUAUGGACUUCGCUGGACCUAGAGAUGCUUAUUGUUCACCCUUGGCAAGGCAGUUGUUCAGAAUAGAUGGAGUCAAGAGUGUCUUCUUUGGUCCUGACUUCAUAACCAUUACUAAGGCUGAUAGUGAAUCAGAGUGGAGAGUGAUCAAACCGGACGUCUUCGCCACCAUUAUGGACUUCUUCACCUCUGGACUUCCUGUUGUCAAUGAGGCAGAUGCUCCACGUGCCGACACAGCUCCUUCUGAGGAUGAUGAUGAGGUGGUGGCCAUGAUUAAAGAACUGCUGGACACACGCAUAAGGCCCACAGUGCAGGAGGAUGGAGGUGACGUGUUGUAUCGGGGUUUUGAGGACGGUAUUGUAAAGCUGCAGCUGCAGGGUUCCUGCACCAGCUGUCCCAGCUCCAUCAUCACGCUGAAGAGCGGCAUCCAGAACAUGCUGCAGUUCUACGUUCCCGAGGUGGAAGGAGUCGAGCAGGUGAAGGAAGAGGAUGUGAAUGUUGAAAAGGAAGUCCGGUGAUAUGAGUUUCAGCUUUCAGACUUUAUCCUUUCUUCCUAAUAAAUUACCCAGCACUCCUCUUUCCCAUCAAUGUCCAAUCAUGUAGAAGGAUCCCUGAGUUUUGUAGAGACUACUCAGUUACACAGGUGUAAAGAAAAUGGACAAAACUGUGUGUCCUCACACUCCUUUAUAUAAACCUAUAUUAGCUACAGACAUUGAUAUUACGACAUCAAGUGCGCAGGAAAUAUUUUUAGCCUGCACUUUUGCAUAGACAGUAUUUGGUCGGUGCUGUAACAGGUUUGGUUUGGUCGUCCAUAAUAUUUUAUAGAUUAUAGCUCGUUGCACUGGUUAAAACAAAAAGCUGAAUUUCAUGUUUUUGUGAAUAAGUUGCAAUAUGCAUUUUCCCAGACGCAUGUAAAUAUUAUCUUUAGAAAUCUCCUGGUUUCAUGUCUAAUGGAUUCUCAGGAAUCUUGAUUGUAUCAUGGGUCAUUCUACAUUUAAAAAAAAUUUGAAUUAUGUAAUAAAGAUUCAGUGUGUAAUAUUGAUAAAUAAUGAAUCUUGCUCUUCAUUUGAUAGAAGGAUGCACUAAAUAAAUGAAAAACAUCAAAUUCAAAAUCAUUUUCAUUCACCAUGGGCUGAAGUGCUCCUCUGUUGGUGGUGUUGUUUCUGGUUCUGUUUUGGCUUCUGAUUGGUCAAUGCAGUGUUCCAGUUACUAUAAUGUGAGCAGCUGUUCACCAAAUCACUGCAUAGCUCCCAUAGGGGAUUGUUUUUGUUGCAUAGCAACAUUUUGAUAUGUCAGAAACUAUAUCCUAGUUAGGAAUAACACUUAAUAAAUUUGCUUAUUAAAAGAAUACUCAAACAGAA